CGCAGUGCCAACCACCAAACUAGGAUAAAUAGAUAGUUCUCUCGUUCUUCUCUUUCGACUAUCUACCGAGCACCGACGAGCAAGACGACUCCUAAUCCUAUCCUGUUUCUCAAACUCGUGGUGCACGCUCAUGGAGGGCACUACCCCCAAUCCCCCAAACACAAGGAUUGCCGUGGUCACCGGCGGGAACAAAGGGAUCGGGCUAGAGGUGUGCCGGCAGCUGGCCGGCAAUGGCGUCAGCGUCAUUUUGACGGCAAUUGACGAGAAGACAGGCGCAGCCGCCGUCGAGAAGCUCAAAGGGCUGGGGCUCUCCGAUGUCCUUUCCCACCAGUUGGACAUCAGGGAUGCUUCCAGCAUUGCUCGGUUAGCCGAUUUCUUGAAGACCCGCUUCGGGAAGUUAGAUAUCCUGGUAAAUAAUGCCGCAGUUGGUGGGGUUGAGUACUUCCAAGAUCCUGUUGAUGGUUCAGUAACGAGCGAGGAAAUGUUCAGUGGCAUGGAUAGGGAUGAGAGGCUUGAAUGGUUGUGGAGAAAUUGCCGGGAGACUUACGAUGCUGCAAAGGAAGGCCUGGAGGUAAACUACUACGGCACAAAGCAUGUGAUCGAAGCCUUUCAGCCUCUGCUGCAAGCCUCCUCGGAUGGAAGAAUCGUCAAUGUCUCCUCCGACUUCAGCCUAUUAAGGUUUUUCAGAAACGAGAAGCUGAAGCAAGAGCUGAACGACGUCGUCAACCUAACUGAGGAGAGGCUGGACGAGUUGCUGGACAUGUUCCUGGAAGACUUCAAGGCCGGCGCGGUAGAGGCGCGCGGGUGGCCAGCAGCGUUUGCGGCGUACAAGGUGGCCAAGGCGGCUUUGAACGCGUACUCGAGGAUCCUGGCGACGAAGCAACCCGCGCUGCGCGUCAACUGCGUGCAUCCCGGCUACGUCAAGACCGACAUGACCAUACACUCGGGGCUCCUGACGCCCGAGGAGGGCGCGAGCAACGUGGUGAAGGUGGCGCUGCUGCCAGAAGGCGGGGUGACCGGCGCUUUCUUUGAGGAGGGCAAGGAGGCGUCCUUCGUCUUCGUGUGAUGUUGGAAUCGGCACGCCACGUUACGUCUGCCCUCGCGUGCGCUCACGGUCUGAGGGUUUGGAUCGCUAGGUGUUACGGGCUUGUUUGAGAGUAUGGUAGGCUUGGAGCUAGACAAUUGUGUUGGAAAAUUGUGCACUUUUAGAUGCAAUUUAAUUCCUAAAUAAAUUAUGAGUAGAAACUGAUAGAUUAAUAUUGCGAUGUAGUGACAAUACAAAGUUGACAUGUAUAUACAUUAUAAAAAAGACUUAUUAGUACCGGUUGA
Molecule: messenger RNA, 1329 nt
Organism: Phragmites australis (common reed)
Lineage: Eukaryota; Viridiplantae; Streptophyta; Magnoliopsida; Poales; Poaceae
Product: (+)-neomenthol dehydrogenase-like
Exons: 5
Coding region: 131-1066 (311 amino acids)
Cellular component (GO): membrane
Source: RefSeq, a predicted model, not a curated record